AUGCGGUCGUUCUGGACGGAGUUUCUGACCGCGGCAGCGAGUCACCCGUUCCCGGCGAUACCCGGUGACAUACUGACUCCCCUCGACUUGGAGCGCACCCCGUGUGUUUCGUCUGAUUCUUUGUGGCUCCUUGUGAAAUGUGAGAUUUCGCGUCGACGUGUGUUCGUUAUGAGGAUAUCGUCGCUUUCGUGGUCUCGGACUGCCGAGUGUUUGAAGGAGUGCGCGUGGCAGUCCCUAUACUGUGGACUUGAGGCCUGCCAGAAGCUAACAGCCGCCCAUCACUUGCUGUCGCAGCCCUACCCGUCUAUCGAUGUCGUCAUCGCCGCCCCCACGAUCGCUAGACACCGU
Messenger RNA from Iphiclides podalirius (scarce swallowtail), 348 nucleotides. The record is from the annotation of a GenBank genome assembly. NCBI's taxonomy places the organism in Eukaryota, Metazoa, Arthropoda, Insecta, Lepidoptera, Papilionidae.